AUGUUUCAAGACCAACCCGUGACAGCACACAUUUACGAGUUCACCACCCAACUUUUGGUAGACAGUGACCUGAAGUUCAAGGGAUUAGAGAAGGGAAUUGUGCCCACACAGAUCAUCUUCUGCAUGAAAGAGCGCAACCAGAAGAAGAUCAACUCUCACUGGUGGAUGUUCAAUGCCUUCUGUCCACUUCUUCAGCCCAACGUCUGCGUGCUUCUCGAGGUGGGCACCAAACCGGGCCCGCGCAAAGGCUGGCUCGGACUACUCAACCCCAUAGUGGCCGCUCAAAACUUCGAAUAUAAAAUGUCAAACAUCUUGGAUAAACGAACGGAAUCCAACGAUGAGAUCGGGCGAGGACCGCUAGCGUCGUACUUCAAGGGCGAAACGCUUGCCGGUCGGGAUGCGGAUGUGUUUACGUCGAACAUGUAUCUGGCCGAGGACCGGAUCCUGUGCUGGGAGCUGGUGGCCAAACGCGGGCACAACUGGGUGCUCAAGUACGUCAAGAGCGCCUGGGGCGAGACCGAUGUGCCCAACGAGGUCCCAGAAUUCAUCAGUCAGCGCCGUCGUUGGCUCAACGGAAGCUUCUUCGCCGCUAUUUAUUCCUUGGCACAUAUAGGCCAGAUGUCUCGCACCGAACACUCCCGAAAGCAGGCUCUUGCACUCUACUUCGAAGGACUCUACAACUUUUUGAAUCUUUUAUUUGCUUGGUAUGGAUUGGCAAACUACUACAUUUUUUUUGUACUACUAUCAUCCUCACUCGAAGACCCAUCUCUGAAAAUGCCCAAGGCAAUCACAAUCAUCAAUACUUCAUUACACUAUCUCUAUACUGGAACUUUGAUAGGGUGCUUUUUGCUAUCCAUGGGAAACCGGCCACAAGGGGCCAAGUGGAAAUAUAUUUCUGCUAUGAUAAUUUUUGGAUGCCUUGCACUCUACAUGUUGGUCGCGUGUGUGUUGAUUUUAGUCAAAGCUGUCAAGGGUGGAGCCAAUGCCACCCUGUAUGCGCAAAUCGUCAUUUCAUUGAUUGCUACUUUGGAUCCGUGGCAUUUGCUAACCUGCAUGUUGCAGUAUUUGUUAUUGGCCCCAGCAUAUAUCAACGUACUCAACGUCUAUACAUUCGCAAACCUUCAUGAGUUUUCUUGGGGAACGAAGUACCAGAACAUCAUAUAA
Messenger RNA from Puccinia triticina, 1164 nucleotides. RefSeq lists its product as uncharacterized. Gene Ontology annotation, molecular function: chitin synthase activity. The record is from RefSeq and is a predicted model, not a curated record. The transcript has 10 exons. Gene Ontology annotation, cellular component: cell periphery; cell septum. Bases 1 to 1164 code for a protein of 387 amino acids. Lineage: Eukaryota; Fungi; Basidiomycota; Pucciniomycetes; Pucciniales; Pucciniaceae.